Myotis brandtii (Brandt's bat) is the source of this 1428-nucleotide messenger RNA. RefSeq names its product gamma-aminobutyric acid (GABA) A receptor, beta 3 (gene GABRB3). The transcript is spliced from 6 exons. Bases 11 to 940 code for a protein of 309 amino acids. Gene Ontology annotation, cellular component: membrane; synapse; neuron projection. NCBI's taxonomy places the organism in Eukaryota, Metazoa, Chordata, Mammalia, Chiroptera, Vespertilionidae. Gene Ontology annotation, biological process: monoatomic ion transmembrane transport; chemical synaptic transmission; nervous system process. The record is from RefSeq and is a predicted model, not a curated record. Gene Ontology annotation, molecular function: GABA-A receptor activity; extracellular ligand-gated monoatomic ion channel activity; neurotransmitter receptor activity.
CACCCUGACCAUGUACUUCCAGCAGUACUGGAGGGACAAGAGGCUCGCCUACUCCGGCAUCCCGCUCAACCUCACGCUGGACAACCGCGUGGCCGACCAGCUGUGGGUGCCGGACACCUACUUCCUGAACGACAAGAAGUCCUUCGUGCACGGAGUGACGGUGAAGAACCGCAUGAUCCGCCUGCACCCUGACGGGACGGUGCUGUACGGGCUCAGAAUCACCACCACGGCGGCGUGCAUGAUGGACCUGAGGCGGUACCCCCUGGACGAGCAGAACUGCACCCUGGAGAUCGAAAGCUACGGCUACACCACGGACGACAUUGAGUUCUACUGGCGCGGAGGCGACAACGCGGUGACCGGCGUGGAGAGGAUCGAGCUGCCGCAGUUCUCCAUCGUGGAGCACCGGCUGGUCUCCCGGAACGUGGUCUUCGCCACAGGCGCCUACCCGCGGCUCUCCCUGAGCUUCCGGCUGAAGAGGAACAUCGGGUACUUCAUCCUGCAGACCUACAUGCCCUCCAUCCUCAUCACCAUCCUCUCCUGGGUGUCCUUCUGGAUCAAUUACGACGCCUCCGCCGCCAGGGUGGCCCUGGCCGCCCGGGUGGACGCCCACGGGAAUAUCCUGCUGACGUCCCUGGAGGUGCACAAUGAGAUGAACGAGGUGGCGGGCGGCCUCGGGGACACCCGGAACUCCGCCAUCUCCUUCGACAACUCAGGGAUCCAGUACCGGAAGCAGAGCGCGGCCCGGGAGGGGCCCGGGCGGCACCUGGGGGACCGGGGCCUGACCCACAAGAAGACGCACCUGCGCCGGCGGUCCUCGCAGCUCAAGAUCAAGAUCCCCGACCUGACCGACGUGAACGCCAUCGACCGGUGGUCCCGCAUCGUGUUCCCCUUCACCUUCUCGCUCUUCAACCUGGUCUACUGGCUCUACUACGUCAACUGAGCGGCCGGCGGUACCCGAGUUUCGCUUUUCUUUUCCUCAAAGACGUCACCUAACAACACUGAGUGGAAUAUUCCUCUGCCUGUCGAGUUUUUCUACCUGCUCACAAGCACACACUCACACACACACACACACACACACACAGACACACACACGCACACAGAUAACAUACGCAGUUGUAUAUAUAUGUGACCUUUCUCAGCAUAUAUAUAAGACACACGUGUCUAUGAGGAUGUAUGUGUAUAUGUUUCUACACGCGGGUGUACGCACCCCCGUGGGUUGCCAAACACACACACGUACAUGUGACCUACCUGUUUGCAGCUCUGGACAAACUCCACGCAGGAUGCACAUGCGAGAAAGUCACGGUGCGUGUUUUUUAAAUGCAAGGGACGAGCGUUGUCUGAAUAUCAUGCCUUGAGAAUGAGGGCGGGACCCCUACUGUCACCCCAAACUGUGUCUCUUGUUCCCCUAAGUUACAGCUGUUUUGGUUU